AUGCAAGUUUUGGGACAAGAUAAAAUUUUAGUGGGUCAUUUUAACCUUCUUAAGGAAACUUAAAUGUUAUUAGUAAUUUGCGUUAAUUUAUGCAUCGCAGGAUGUAGAGCGAGUAAGUUAACACUCGUGUCUAUUGAGGAAUUUAGGCUUCCCUCUAUUCAUGAUUCUGAGACUAAACAUUACUAACCAGAUGAUAGCUAAUAUAUUAAUAAAGAAUCUAUUAUUGGUCAGGCUUCAAAGUUCGACUAGCUGAAUCCAAAAUCAAACCUAUCACUUAAUAAAAACAGUAAUGGAUCAGGUAUAAGUCUAUUAUCUAAUUUUUUGACUAAAAAAUUUUAAAAGGAAGUUGCUCCUCUGAAAAAAAAAUUCAUGACAAUAAAGCAGAAAAAAAAGCUAUUAGGAUUUAAAGUAUUAUCUUCCCCGAGGGUAGAAAACCAUAGACAUUUGAAAAGUGAAAAUAUAGAUUUUAAUCAUAAGUUUGCCCAGAAACAAGUAGUGACAGAAAAGAAGAGAAAAAUAAAAGAACUUACUGAACAUGAAAACAGACUUAAGAGAGAAAAAUUAGUUCCCUGCUAUGAUUAGUCUGAGCUUUAAAUAGACCCUUACGAAUUGACACGAAGAGCUUUGUCCAAUUUCCCUCUAGAGUCAAAGUACGCAAUAAGAUUUCUAGCCUCAAUUAUGGAUAAGAAAGAAAAGAGGGAAAUAAUGCACUAUGACUAGAUUUAUUACUACUAUUUUGAAGAGGAACGACAUAAAAUUUUCAAUUAUCAGCUCGUUCUCAAACCACAACAUCAUUUAGCUUAUAGAUACGAGAUUGUAAAAAUAAUUUCUGACCCUGAAAACAAAAAAGCUAAGUUGAUAGGGUUCGAUCAUAAAUUCAAGAAAGAUGUGAUAAUAGAUUAAGUUACAGAUCAAUUUGAUAAAAACCUUGCUAUAUUUUACGAAAAAAAUGCUGCCUCUAAAAUAUAAGUUAAAGUGAAUCCGGAACUCAGAAAUAUUUAUUAAACGUCCUAUUUAGACUAGCUUCACAGAGAAAUAGUAGAACAUGAUUUAAGUAUUGGUGUUAAUUCCAAAGAUUAUAAUUCCUAAAUCAACUACAGAAGAGUUAUGUAUGCUCUUUAAAAAUAAGAGAACAUCGACUAAUUACCUAUUUCAGCUGCAUUAGAUUUUUUCAAUUUUAGAGGAGAAAGUUUCAUGGUUGUAGAUAAGUAUCCAUUAAAUCUCAAUCGUUACAUAAAGUAGUAUGGUGCCAUUGAUAACUUAUUAUCUUUGCGUAAAGUAGCUGUGAUGCUAAUUAGAAAUUUGAUUUAUCUAUCAAAGCCUAAAAUCUAACAUUACAAUUUGAAUUUAAAAAGUGUGGCGAUUGAAAUUGAUGAAUUUAAAAAUAUUGAGAAAUGCAUUCUUCACACAUUCAAUGAAGCUCACAUAUACUAUAACCAUGAAGAAUUUAACUAGACAAAAGAUAUUAAGGCUCUUGGAUACAUGUUAUUGAGAUUAAAAAUAGGACAUAGUUAAUAUUAAUCUGAAGACGAAGAUUUAAAAAACGAAUUUAAUUCUUGGAAAGGCGCAGUUGAUGAAUAAGGUUAUGAUUUUAUUGAUUUUAUUGGGGUUUGUCUAGCAGGCAAGUAAAAAUUCGCAAUUAAUUUGAUGAAGAAAAAUUGGAUAUAAGGAUUAAUUAGAGAAAGAAGACAUUAUCGUAACAGGACUGAAUAAUUUUCCCUGAUGAGUACUCCUGUUAUUAAAAGACCACCAAUUGCGAAAAGGAUUAUAAAUAAUAAUUCUAGGAUUGAUAUCAAUAUUUAAUGA
This is a messenger RNA of Stylonychia lemnae, 1806 nucleotides long. Lineage: Eukaryota; Ciliophora; Spirotrichea; Sporadotrichida; Oxytrichidae. The record is from the annotation of a GenBank genome assembly.